Stegastes partitus (bicolor damselfish) is the source of this 1290-nucleotide messenger RNA. RefSeq names its product proteasome activator subunit 3 interacting protein 1 (gene psme3ip1). Lineage: Eukaryota; Metazoa; Chordata; Actinopteri; Pomacentridae. The record is from RefSeq and is a predicted model, not a curated record. Gene Ontology annotation, cellular component: nucleus. The coding region runs from base 81 to 881 and encodes 266 amino acids. The transcript has 8 exons.
CCGUUUUUACGGUGACACCAAACGUCAUUGAUUUGGAGCUGUGAUAUAUCAUCGACUGGCCUGGAGCUCGGGCGGUUGCAAUGGCGGGGGGAGAAACAGCAGGCGUCGACCUCAGCAGGAAGUUUGUGUCUGAAACGGAGCUUGAUGAGAGGAGAAAGAAGAGACAGGAGGAAUGGGAGAAAGUGAGGAAACCUGACGAUCCUGAGGAGGCCCCAGAGGAAGAGUACGACCCACGUUCCCUGUUUGAGCGACUGCAGGAGCAGAAAGACAAGAAACAAGAGGAAUAUGAGGAACAAUUUAAAUUCAGGAACAUGGUGAGGGGAUUGGACGAAGAUGAGACCAGUUUCUUGGACGAGGUCUCCCGGCAACAGAGUCUGGUUGAGAAGCAACGCAGGGAUGAGGAGAAGCAGGAGUUGUUGGAAUAUAGAAGCGCUCUAGUGAAGCAAGCAUCUGAAAAAGAAAGUCGUCGAGAGCCUGAAAAGAAGGCGGCACCGAAGCAUGCAGGAGCGGAGCAAAGGACCAGCCACCUGUCGCAGGCCCAUUUAUUAGCUGGAGCUGUCAAGAGACGCAGUUCGUCACAGUCUUCGGACAGCAGUAAGAAACAGAAGGUGGAAAUCACGACAGCAGCAGCAGCAGCAGCAGCGACAGGAAACGGAGACAGACACACAGAGCAGGAGGGCGGAGCAGGAGGAGGGUCAGGGGGAGCUGAAGAUCGACAAACAGUCCCCGGCCUGACAUCCAAGACGCCCUCGGCCCCCCUGAGCUCCAGUCAGGGUGUGUUACACCUUCCGUCAGCAGCCGUGUGCGUCGGAGUUUUACCGGGACUCUGGGUUUAUUCCGGCAGCAGCGACUCUGACAGCAGCUCGGACAGCGAAGUUUAAGCCGAGCAACCAAUCCCGCACUGCCUACCCCGACGACAUCCUGCCCCCCCUACACUCCCCUCCCAACCCAAGCCACAGCGACUGCAAGCUGUGCUAUUGGCUGAGGGAACAGUGAUUGACAGCUGUGGAGCAAGGAAGAGACUGCUUUAGACUGUCACAUGACUCACAUCUUGUUAGCUAUCAGCAGAGGAGCGAGAGCGGGACACGCUCGCCUCCCUCUGGGUUAAAUGCCGAGUCUGACUGGUUUGAAAAGUAAUGUUUUAAUUUGUGUGAUGUAAAGUGUUUUUUCUCAUCUGUAGUCAAAUCAUUCUGGAAAGAUGCUGGACUGUUUGCUGCUGUCUCGGGCGCUGGAGCGUUGAUUUGUUGGUCAAAGUCUGAGCAGAAUGAAAUAAAGAGCGUGCCCUUGUUC